Messenger RNA from Saccharomycopsis crataegensis, 810 nucleotides. It is a transcript of the gene BUD23, whose product is annotated as 18S rRNA (guanine1575-N7)-methyltransferase. Gene Ontology annotation, molecular function: rRNA (guanine) methyltransferase activity. The coding region runs from base 1 to 810 and encodes 269 amino acids. The transcript has a single exon. The record is from RefSeq and is a predicted model, not a curated record. Gene Ontology annotation, cellular component: nucleolus. Lineage: Eukaryota; Fungi; Ascomycota; Saccharomycetes; Ascoideales; Saccharomycopsidaceae. Gene Ontology annotation, biological process: rRNA (guanine-N7)-methylation.
AUGUCUAGACCAGAGCAGCUAGCACCACCAGAAGUUUUCUACAACGAGGAUGAAUCACAGAAAUACACUGCAUCCACCCGUGUGCAGCAUAUCCAGGCAAAGAUGACGUUCAGAGCCCUCGAGCUCUUGAAUUUAUCACCUACAGAACACUUUAUUCUUGACAUUGGGUGUGGAUCAGGAUUAUCAGGUGAGAUCUUAACAGAAGAAGGUUACCAAUGGGUAGGCAUGGAUAUUUCUCCAUCAAUGCUUGCGGUUGCAUUGAAUCGUGAAGUGGAAGGAGACUUAUUUUUACUGGACAUGGGUACCGGAAUUCCUUUUAGACCAGGUACCUUUGACGCUGCCAUUUCAAUUUCCGCGAUCCAGUGGCUUUGUAAUGCUGACACUGCCAAUAAUGAUCCAAAGACCAGAUUGAAGCGCUUUUUCAACACUUUAUACGGUAGUUUGAAACGAGGAGGAAAGUUUGUGGCCCAGUUCUAUCCUGCAAACGACGAACAAUUGACAUCGAUCACCUCUGCUGCCAAAGUUGCAGGGUUCGGUGGGGGUGUGGUGAUUGAUGAUCAGGAUAGUAAGAAGAACAAAAAGUAUUAUUUGGUGUUGACUGCCGGGCAAGCUGAAAACCAAGUGAACUUGAAUGGGGUAGAUAUGAAGGGCACUGAGCGUCCAGGGAAAAAGUUGACAAGAAAACAAAAGAAGGACGAAGAAACCAAGAAGACUUAUAUCAUGAGAAAGAAGGAAUUGAAUAGAAGAAGAGGUAAACAUGUGGCAAAUGAUUCCAAGUUUACUGGUCGUACUAGACGUCCAAAGUUUUAG